CAUGCACAUGGAGGCUGACUUUCAUGUCUUAAUGCACUUGUUCACUGCUACCACCCUGCCUGUGGGGAACCUACAGGGAUAGUGAAUCAUGUCAGCAAUGUAUUCAACAGCAUCAUCCGCCUAUUCUUCUGCACCCAAUAGCAUGGGUGUUGGUCCCAGGCAGAGAAGGACCAAACGAAGAGCGCCAGUUCCAAACAAUCAAUCAGGACCUUGGAGGGAUUCAUCCUGGGUCCAGAGUUUCUCUUCCCAGGGACCAAGCCCUCUAGGAAACCCCCAGGACCUCAAUCCAGCCUUUGCUCUGCGGAAGAUUGUUCUUCUUCUGGAGAAAGAGAAAUAUGUUGACGUCUCACAACUCAUUAACCAGCUCAACAAUGUUACCAUCAAGUCUGUCCUGCAUGAAUUGCCUAUUCAUACUUUUAUUGAAAACAUCCCAGAUUCCCUUGUCGCAGUAGAGAGUUUGUAUUCUAAACUGUUUGUUCUAGACCCAGAGAGCUUCCCUGUGGAAAAGCUAGCUAUUGAAGCUACAGUUUUCCAGAUUGUGCGACACUUAGCCUUGGCAGACUCCAUGCUUGAUGGUGGCUCCCAUGAAGCAAAUGAUGAAACAAACAAGUCUAUUAGAAACAUCUUACAAAUUGUCCUCUUUGUCAAGCCAGACAUUGUUUCUGUAGUCCAUGCUCGGAAAAAGAUGAUGGACAAUGCCCUCCAAGGGAUAGGUGAGCACAGCUUGGUCAAAGUCGCAGGAUCUCUCAUGAACCUUCAUGAUGGUCUCAAAAUUGAAUUUGAGAAAACUACUGCUUCCUACAAAACAGCCAUUCAGCAGCUUGAACAGCUGAGCCUCUCCAACCCAAAACCGGUCACACUGAAAUCAUUUGCAAAUCGAUCGCUUCCCUCUGCAAACCACCAAGUCCUGAUGACAUACACUGAAGGAGAAAUCCAAGAAAGGCUCUUCAAGAACAAGACUGUGUUGAAUGCUGUUGAAUCCAAUAUGACCAGUCAGCUUCCACACUUGAUCCAGAACCUCAAGGAAAGGAUUGAAAAUGACAAGAAUGCACUUUUGGCAUUUGGGAGAUUACGUCGGGAGAUUAAGGGCAUAGCUGGUGAUGCCAAAGUAGCUCCUGUACUGACUCAGUACUCAAAAAGUCUCAGGUCUGUUCUAGAGGUCUUCAAAGUUCUCUUGGAAGAGCAAUACCCAGAGAGAAAGACACAGAAUCUCAACUUCUCAGACCAUGAUGACCAAGUCCUAAAGCUGGAAGAUGUGGAGGGAGUGCCAUCUAAAGAUUCUGCUAAUUUGGAUACAGAUAGAAGCAAUUCUACUGAUUUUUAUGCUGAUUGA
Messenger RNA from Lytechinus variegatus (green sea urchin), 1333 nucleotides. RefSeq lists its product as uncharacterized. Gene Ontology annotation, cellular component: mitochondrial outer membrane. Gene Ontology annotation, biological process: mitochondrial protein catabolic process; mitophagy by internal vacuole formation. The transcript is spliced from 3 exons. The record is from RefSeq and is a predicted model, not a curated record. Lineage: Eukaryota; Metazoa; Echinodermata; Echinoidea; Temnopleuroida; Toxopneustidae. The coding region runs from base 89 to 1333 and encodes 414 amino acids.